AUGGAGAAGCAUGGGGAAACAUGCGAUAGAGAAGAAGAACACGAGGGUGUUGACGGCGAUUCCUCCUUGGAUCCUCCCAAUCCAGAAGGAGAAACCCCAAUCUCCGACGGCAUCGCAUUCAACAAUCAGAGUGAAAUUUUCCGAGCGAUAGAGGUUGUGGAGCGAGACUCGCUCGCCAUCGCUCAGAGUUUCACUUCUCUCUUCGCCUCUCUCCGAUUGGCCCUCUCCGAAUCCACCUCCACCUCGCUCCACCACAUGGAGUGCUUCACCGAUGCCACCGGUCGCCUUCAGGAAUCCGUGCUUGAUGCAGCAACCAAGGGGAAUCGCUAUAUAAAUUCCUGUCUCAGAUUGAAUGAAGAGAUGAAGAGUGUUGAUGGACUCGCCUCUCAAUUAAAAGUCUUAAGAAAGCAUGUUGAUGCUCUGGACUCAGCUGUUAACAAGCUUCUUCAUGUCCCCUGA
Molecule: messenger RNA, 459 nt
Organism: Sphenostylis stenocarpa
Lineage: Eukaryota; Viridiplantae; Streptophyta; Magnoliopsida; Fabales; Fabaceae
Source: the annotation of a GenBank genome assembly